Messenger RNA from Caenorhabditis remanei, 1236 nucleotides. RefSeq lists its product as uncharacterized. The record is from RefSeq and is a predicted model, not a curated record. NCBI's taxonomy places the organism in Eukaryota, Metazoa, Nematoda, Chromadorea, Rhabditida, Rhabditidae. Gene Ontology annotation, molecular function: coreceptor activity. Gene Ontology annotation, biological process: BMP signaling pathway. Gene Ontology annotation, cellular component: plasma membrane. The transcript is spliced from 5 exons. The coding region runs from base 1 to 1236 and encodes 411 amino acids.
AUGUCGAUAGUCUAUCUCUCAUCAAUUGUUAUUUUACUGUUUUACAAUCCCAUCAAUUCGUGUCGUGUCGAAGAGUGUGCAGCAUGGUUUCAAAAAACAAAAGAUUACGAGAAUCUCGUUCCGAAGGCCACCGAAAGAUAUUGUCAAGUACUACAGACAUAUCUGAAAUGUAUGAAUGACACUCAACGAUUUUGUCACGGAAAUCUGAGAUUUCAUUCAUCGGAAUUGGUGAUGAGACGGCAUUGGAAAGAGUUCGAAUGCGACAAAUGGGAAUCUUGUAAUGAGAAAAAUGAGGCCAAGAGGCGACCUGUUAAUACAUGCUACUUCAAUCCACCUCCAUCUAGCCGUAAAAUCAAAUAUUGUUCUCUAUUCGGCGAUCCUCAUCUCAUUAUGUUCAACGGAACCAUCCAAACAUGUUCGGAAGAAGGAGCUCGUCCUCUUGUGGACAACAGAUAUUUUCUAGUUCAAGUCACCAAUAAAAACGUGCGUGGAGAGGCACUGACAACUACCGUAACCAAGGUUACUGUACUCAUUCGGAAACACAACUGCACGUCUUCUCUUCGUUAUGAAGCAACUUCAGAUGAAGAGGGUCUCCCACGUGGAUUUGUGGAUGGCACCACGUUUCAGAUGACAUCGAACUCAAACUCUAAUUCAAAUGCUGUCGAAGUACUAUGGCAGGAUAAUAACUACGUGGAAAUAGCCCUUCAUUUCAUCCAUUCAUCCAUCCACAUUCGAAGACAAGGCCCUUAUUUAUCUGUAUCUGUGAAGGCACCGAGUAUAGUAUUGGAGACAGAAGGAGACGUGGCAAAUGAAAUGUGUUGGGCAGGAUGCAGAAGAAGUUCACAGAUUUCUGCAGAGACCGCCGUAGAGCAGCCUAAGAAGUUUGCGGAAUGUUAUAAUAGAAGGGUUCAUGUCCCGAAGAAAGUAGCCGAAGAUCGUUGUCGCAACGUUGGAAAUUCUGGAACUUUCUUCGAUGCUUGUGUUUUUGAUCUCAUGUUUACAGGGGAUGACUAUCUAGUCCACUUAUCUCGUAAUGCUCAAUCAGAUUUUCGUCGUUUGGCUCCUCAUCAUUUUCAAUCUCAAAUAAUCCAACAACGUGUCAGACAGCAACAAGAACAUAUUAGAAAUCUUAAUAUUUCCAAUUCAACCAAAAUAUUCGAAAAAUGUGUUCCUUCCUCUUCAAUUAGUAUUAUUUUUAUACCUAUUCUUGCCUUUGUAUUGAUACCCAUGAUUUGA